CGAGUUAACUCCGAAGAGUCCAUAAAUCUCUUGGAGAAAAAGCUUUGUCUUCUACAUCAAAUCUCUGCAUUCAGAACACCCCCAAAAAAAAAUCCAAAAAAAUAUAGAAGAAAAAGAAAAUGAGCCGAGGAAGUGGAGGCGGCUACGAUCGUCAUAUCACAAUCUUCUCUCCCGAAGGUCGUCUUUUCCAAGUGGAGUAUGCGUUUAAGGCAGUUAAAGCAGCUGGGAUCACGUCGAUUGGUGUUCGAGGCAAAGACUCUGUCUGCGUUGUUACUCAGAAGAAAGUUCCCGACAAGCUAUUGGAUCAGACUAGUGUCACUCAUCUUUUCCCUAUUACCAAGUUCCUUGGAUUGUUGGCUACUGGCAUGACAGCUGAUGCAAGGACCUUGGUCCAACAAGCAAGGAAUGAAGCGGCCGAGUUUCGGUUCAGAUAUGGAUAUGAGAUGCCUGUUGAUGUAUUGUCUAAAUGGAUUGCUGACAAAUCACAGGUUUAUACUCAACAUGCUUAUAUGAGACCUCUUGGAGUUGUUGCUAUGGUUUUGGGUAUUGAUGAAGAGAAGGGACCCCAACUCUACAAGUGUGAUCCAGCGGGCCACUUUUACGGUCACAAGGCAACUAGUGCUGGAUCGAAAGAACAAGAGGCAAUUAAUUUCUUGGAAAAGAAGAUGAAGAAUGACCCAGCUUUUACUUAUGAGGAAACGGUGCAGACUGCCAUUUCUGCUCUGCAAUCUGUUCUUCAGGAGGAUUUCAAGGCUACUGAGAUAGAGGUGGGAGUGGUGAAAGCUGAUAAUCCUGUUUUCCGUGUGAUGUCAACCGAGGAAAUAGAUGAACAUUUGACAGCCAUUAGCGAGCGUGACUAGCGAGCUCAGACCAUCAAGAGCUGCUGCAAAAAUCUUUCUGUUAUCAAUCGAAAACGACAAAUGUGCUUUAGUUUAUCAUAUCAUGUUUGAGAGAGGAUAGAAAAAGGGGUUUGUAGCUUCGAAUUAUGUCGUCUCGAAUUACUGCUUGAAACUUUAAAAUUCAUGUUAUUUCUGGGAUUUGAGGAUUAGUUUAUUUGAAAGAACAUUUAUCACAUUGUGAAUUUCAUUUUAGUGGAAAUUUUGCUACAAA
Messenger RNA from Gossypium raimondii (Peruvian cotton), 1110 nucleotides. RefSeq names its product proteasome subunit alpha type-6. NCBI's taxonomy places the organism in Eukaryota, Viridiplantae, Streptophyta, Magnoliopsida, Malvales, Malvaceae. Gene Ontology annotation, biological process: ubiquitin-dependent protein catabolic process. The record is from RefSeq and is a predicted model, not a curated record. Gene Ontology annotation, cellular component: proteasome core complex, alpha-subunit complex; cytosol; nucleus. The transcript is spliced from 9 exons. The coding region runs from base 120 to 860 and encodes 246 amino acids.